AUGACUUCACUGUCUAUUCCUAUUCUUCGAACCGUGCUGCAGGUCAGGGCGUGGCGCCGCCAGUGCUUCUUCAAUAAGGAGUCUGUGGGCUUCGUGCCAACUAUGGGCGCUUUACAUAAGGGCCACACUUACCUUGUGAACGAGAGUCUUGCCGAAAACGACCGUACGAUAGUGCUGAUUUUCGUCAACCCGUCGCAGUUUGCGCCUCAUGAGGACUUGGACGCUUACCCGAGGACGCUAGAUCGGGACUUGAAGGCGCUUGAGUCGCUAGGACGCCGUGUGGACGCGGUGUUCUUGCCUAAGGUGCUGGAGAUGUUUCCUAGUGGGAUUGUUUUGGACGUGAACAAGCAGAAGGGGGCUUUUGUGAAUGUCUUGGGAUGCUCUGAGCAGCUUGAGGGCACACAGAGACCGGCUUUCUUUAGAGGCGUGGCUACCAUUGUCACUAAGCUUCUUAACGUGGUGAACCCUACGAAUGCCUACUUUGGCCAGAAAGACGCCCAGCAGUGCGUUGUGGUGAAGAAUCUAGUCAAGGAUUUGCUUAUGGAUACGACCAUUCGGGUGUGCCCAACGCUUAGGGAGCCUAACGGGCUUGCCAUGUCUUCUAGAAACGAGUACUUAUCGCCAGAGGCCAAGGACCAGUGCUCGCUCAUCUACCAGGGUCUUUGUGCUGGUAAGGCUUACUAUGAGAAGGAAGUUGCUUCUGGCAAGCCUGUUUCUGCUGAAGCUGUCGCUGGAGCUAUCAAGGAAGUCUUCUCUACUAUGCCUUCGGACUGGAAACUAGAGUACAUCGCUGUGUCUCAUCCAGAAUCGCUUGAAGACCUAGAGACAAUUAGUCUGGAUGUCGGUGCAACCGUUUCUACGGCUGUCAGAGUGCCAAAGGCGGACGGCUCUGGUGUCGCUAGACUUAUCGAUAAUGUCCAGCUUUAA
Molecule: messenger RNA, 927 nt
Organism: Candidozyma haemuli
Lineage: Eukaryota; Fungi; Ascomycota; Pichiomycetes; Serinales; Metschnikowiaceae
Gene: PAN6
Product: pantoate--beta-alanine ligase
Exons: 1
Coding region: 1-927 (308 amino acids)
Biological process (GO): pantothenate biosynthetic process
Molecular function (GO): pantoate-beta-alanine ligase activity
Source: RefSeq, a predicted model, not a curated record